Messenger RNA from Coffea eugenioides, 1881 nucleotides. RefSeq lists its product as uncharacterized. NCBI's taxonomy places the organism in Eukaryota, Viridiplantae, Streptophyta, Magnoliopsida, Gentianales, Rubiaceae. The record is from RefSeq and is a predicted model, not a curated record. Gene Ontology annotation, biological process: intracellular protein transport; endoplasmic reticulum to Golgi vesicle-mediated transport. Gene Ontology annotation, cellular component: endoplasmic reticulum membrane; endoplasmic reticulum. The transcript is spliced from 2 exons. The coding region runs from base 870 to 1520 and encodes 216 amino acids.
GGAAGAAAAUGCCCUCCUCGAUCCCCGCCCAUUCCUCUCCCAGAGGACACCCACUUCAGUUGCUAUCCCUGUAAACCACCAAAGAGGAACCCCUCUGACCUUUUUUUGUUUUGGUGGAAAUUUCUUCCGAAUCUAAAUCCAAUCACUCGCCAACUUGCUGACCCACUCGCUAACGGCUGGUGGUAGCAAGUAACUUUUGGAAUGCUUGGCCCGCUUCCCUUCACGCAGUGGUUUCCCCUCUUCACUUGCAUCUUCUUACCUCUUCGCUUUGGACUGUUAAAUCCACCAUUUCAUCCUUUGUGUUUUUUCUUUUUUAAAUUAAAUUCUCCUUCCCUCCUUCUUCUAAAAUUCUAAAUAGACUAAUGCCAACUCUUUUGCUUUAACACACAUCCUCUAAUCCCCAAAAAGUGGCAGAGUAAAGCGUCUCCUUGGAAAGUAACCUUCUUUUUCAUUUUCCAGCUAAUUUGCUAGAUCUGCUGCCUUAAACCGUCUCACUCUUCUAAAAUCUGGAAUUUUAAGCUUGGGUUUUCCAGGUUAUAGGAGUGUUAUGGAUAUCAAGACUCGUCUUAAUGAAGAUUUCUAGCAGGGUAUGUUCAUGGGGUUUUCAAGAUUCAACAUAACCAGGAAUUGGUCAAGUAUAACUUUGGCCUGAUUGGAAGUGCUUAAUUAGGCGAGCUUUUUAAUUCAACUACGUCUUUGUUUUAAUGGAUAAACCUGAAGGUUUAUGCGCAGAUAGCUCACUGUAUCUGAAGAUUUGGGGGUUUAGUUCUUUUCUAUGAAAAAGCACAUUUUCAAUAGAGAUUAGGAAUAGUAAUUCCUGGUGCAGGUUAAACUGUUUAUCUAUUUAUUUACUUCUUGGGGCUCUCAAGAUGAUUCAGUUGCUGUAUUUGGUUCUUUUUGCUGAGGGCUUGGUAGCAUUUCUUUUAGUGGUAAAGAUUGGGCCAUUAAGAGAGCUGGUAAUGAAGGGUUUAGAUCAGGUGAAGAUGAGAAAGGGCACCGUUUUAACUAUUGCUGGUACUUUUGCUGCCAUUCUUCUUUCAAACUUCUUCAGCAUUGUCAAGAUUCAGAACAAGGGUGCUAAGCUUGGUACCAUGUCACCAAUGGAUCAAGUGCUUUGGAGGACCAACUUGCUUGAGGCUUCUCUCAUGGGGUUCUGUUUGUUCCUUGGAUUUUUAAUUGACCGUAUGCACCAUUACCUCCGAAAAUUGAUUGGAUUGAGAAGUACAGCUGGAGCUUUGAGAAAAGAAAAUGAAAGGCUUGAAAAAGAUAAGCUGCAGCUUAAAGAGAAGGCCGAGAAAGCUGAUGAGGAAAGAAAGGUAAUGAAGAAAGAGAUCUCUAACUUGACAGAGAACUUAAACAAGCUUAAGAUGGAGUCUGCUGAGAAGGACAAGAAGGUUGAAACUGCAGAAGCUCAUGUUGCUGCUCUUCAAAAACAAGCCGCUGAUCUACUUCUGGAAUAUGACCGUCUUCUAGAGGAUAACCAAAAUCUUCAAAACCAAGCAGUAGGAUACCGUGGUUGAGAGAUCAGCUUCUAGCAGUUCAAAUUUGGAAAUUUUGGCUUUCAAAGUUGAUAUUGCCCAUAUAUCAAGUGAACACGAAAGCAUCAUGCCUUGUCUGAGGAAAAAGUUUUGUUGGCGGAAUAGAGUAUACUCCUUCCCAAUUCUUCAAAAGUUUUGCACUUACUGUCGGAUACUAUGAUGCUUCAUCAUAGGAUGUUCUUUCGCAAAACCAGAUUGUCAAUAUUUAUUAAAUUGACUUGGCCAUUCCUUUGAAAAUGCAUUCUAUAACCUUUCAUAUGAUUCAAGCAAGUCUCUAGUAAGUCUUGAAAACUUUAGCUGGAAUGCGUCGUUUCUCUUUUAGUGUGAGGAACUCUUUACUGCU